GGAGUUGUUCUUAGUGUUGACUGUUUCAAGCCAAUUUUAACCUAUAGCACGGUAGCUGGCCUUUCGGAGCCAUGUUGGCCAGUGCCUUGCCACAGUCAUCGCUGCCGGCGAGGAGCCUAAAGCGGGCAACGAGGGCUUCGCUCCGCGUCCAGGCGGUUGCGGCGCCUAUUAAACCAGGCAACGGCGAAUGCCCCGUGUUCAAGGACCCCAAGGGCCGGGUCAUCCCCGCCAUGUGCGCCGAUUACGGGUUCCGCUCGGGCGCUGGGCGGCUGUACCAGGAGGGCUAUGGCGAGGUACCCAAGGACGUAUGGCAGCUGGCUAAGGACAACUACCGGCAUGAGCUCGAGGCGCUUCGCCGAGCGGUGCGCUACCCCGCCCCUGACACCCGUCCGCCGGGCAGUGCGCUGGGCAAGUUGCUCCACGCUGCCGGCGGCGCUGUGUCCUCGGCGCUGCGGCGGCUGGACGGGGCGCUGGAGGGCGCCCGGGUGCUGCCGCCGCUGCAGCCGCCGCCGCUGCUGAGCGAGCUGGAGACGCAGGAGUUCAAACAGAUCCGGGCCAAGCUAGACGCGCUGCAGCUGAGCACCGCCGACGUGGCGGCCGUGGAGGCUGCGCGGGUGGCGGCGCAGGGCGACAUGGAGAGCCCGCUGUGGAUCAAGGCGCCCUUCUUCGCGCUGUGCUGGCUGCUGGACGUCAUGUACGACAACAAACCCAUCGAGAAGUUCUGGGUCCUUGAGACUGUUGCGCGCAUCCCCUACUUCGCCUACAUCUCCAUCCUGCACCUGUACGAGUCGCUGGGUUUCUGGCGGGCUGGGGCGGAGCUGCGCAAGAUCCACUUCGCGGAGGAAUGGAACGAGAUGCACCACCUGCAGAUCAUGGAGAGUCUGGGUGGCGACCGGGCCUGGUUCGACCGCUUCGUGGCGGAGCACGCGGCGGUGUUCUACUACUGGGUUCUCAUCCUGUGCUACCUGGUGUCUCCCGUGAUGGCCUACAACUUCAUGCAGCGGGUGGAGCUGCAUGCGGCCGAUACCUACUCUGCCUUCGUGGAUCGCAACCGGGCUCUGCUGCGCUCCGUGCCUCCCCCGAUGGUGGCGCUGCAGUACUACCUGGCGGAGGACCUGUACCUGUUCGAUGAGUUCCAGACGGGCUCCCGCCACUCCCCGCCCCGCCGCCCGCCUUGCGACACGCUGCUGGACGUGUUCCUCAACAUUCGGGAUGACGAGCUGGAGCACGUCAAGACCAUGGCGGCGUGCCAGCAGUCCACCAUU
This is a messenger RNA of Astrephomene gubernaculifera, 1265 nucleotides long. The record is from the annotation of a GenBank genome assembly. NCBI's taxonomy places the organism in Eukaryota, Viridiplantae, Chlorophyta, Chlorophyceae, Chlamydomonadales, Astrephomenaceae.